AUGGUCUUGCUCGCGCUCUCCGCAUACCUCGUCUACCAAAUUGGUUGCGAUUUAUUCAGAAAAGACGAGCCCCCACCAAAGCCGCUAGAACCUUUAAAACAGGAUAUGACUCUCAAAGAGCUGAAGAAAUACAGUGGCCGCGAUGCUUCCGUGGACAACAGAAUUUGUCUGGGCAUAAAAGACGAAAUCUUCGAAGUGACUCGAGGAAAGAACUUUUACGGACCAGACGGCCCUUACAAUUGCUUUGCUGGUAGAGAGGCGUCACGAUGUUUCGCGACAUUUAGCACGGACGAAGAUGAUAUUCCGGAGGGAAAAGAUGAUCUUAGUGAUUUGACAAGCGAUCAGAAAUCGUCCCUAAACGACUGGUAUGAAAAUAUCUCCUCCAAGUACCCCAAAGUUGGCAAAGUCAUAUACACUCCGGAAGACGAAGUCAAAAAAACCAAAUAG
This is a messenger RNA of Oikopleura dioica, 447 nucleotides long. The record is from the annotation of a GenBank genome assembly. NCBI's taxonomy places the organism in Eukaryota, Metazoa, Chordata, Appendicularia, Copelata, Oikopleuridae.